UUGCGUUUCGGUCAGGAUUGAAAUUUCUUGGGUCAUUUAAUUUGCGUGAGUUCAAGUGUUAAAACGUAAAAUGGGCAAAUUUGGUCCACGCCUAGCCACGAGAAAAAAGGCUAAGCGCUGGAGGAAAGGUCAAAGUGCCAGCUCGAAUCCUGAAUCAACGAAACACCGGGACCAGGUGCGCUCGGCUUUUUUCCAACCCAUUUCUGGCGGUGGUAGUCUUACGGUCGAUGCUCUGACAAAACACAAUGCCUUCCAAGGAAAGCAGCCAAAGAUCAAAGAUCAUGACUCCAAACAGAUGGAUGAUGACUCGAUGGAUGCAUCUACUUGCGAAACAUUUGACACAUUUGCCACCAGUUACACCAAUUGUACAAACAUUUCGUUUAGUCGAUUCUUGGACCACUUUCAAUCUAAUUCGGCAAUUCACAAGGAAAUGCUGGCUGUUUUAGCAGCUAUUACCGAAGUUAUCAAACAAAAUGGAGGCACUGAAUCUUCAACGGAGUAUUAUGCAGCUCUUAUGACAGCCUUAGAAGCUGCAGAAACACAAGAUUCGGUCACUGCUAUCAUUUCGCUUUUGGGUAUGGGUAUGAAAACCGUGCCAAAAAAUGUUCUGAAACAACAGUUUGGUCGUGCCAGUCAAGUGUUUUUGGAAAUAAUGACCAAACAUGCGAGCGAAGAAAACUUCCUAAUCUUGAGACACUGCAUAAGUUGUCUGUCCAUUUUACUGAGAGUUCAAGAAGGAGCUGUAUGGGCUGAGUCUUCCACGAUUCAUGUGUUAAAUGCCAUUUUAUCAUUUACUAUACACAGCAAGCCAAAAUUAAGAAAAUCAGCACAACAUGCCAUUUGUUCUAUUUUAAAAGGUAGUGACAUCAUGAAAAGUGACGACCCUCCAACGCAUCAUCCGGCAGCACUGCACGUUGCCAAACAUUUUUUAGCCCAAUUAGAAUCAUCCGGAAAGCCAGGGCACGUGACCAGUACCUUACACGUUCUCUCUUUACUCAAAGAUAUUAUUCAUCAAUUCCCUAAGAAUUCUGUCAAGUCACUUUGCGAAGGAUUGCUUAGUAUCAUGACUUUGAACAAUGUUCUGGUAACAUCUUGUUGUUUACAAACCUUACACGGUUUGUUUGUGUCUAAGCCAACUGAAACAACUCUACCACCACAACUGAACGCACAGAUCAUCAAUGCCCUCUUCGAUUAUCAACCAGCUUCUGGAGAUGUGCAACCAACUUUAGCUUGGCUUGCAGUUAUGCAGGAAGCAUAUUGCAAUUUGGCCCUGCAUGAUCCUGAACUCUGUGCAGCUAAUAUUCCUCGAAUCAUUGAAAAUUGUAUGAACUUGUGGCUCUCCGACAAAACUGAAGUUAUCUCUGGGGCAUCCAACACAUUGAAGACUCUGCUUGAAACUUGCAUUGCUACUCUGUGCGAAAAAAAAGAACUUGCUGAAAGGUGCAAACCAACAUUAGUGAAAUCAAUACAGCUUAUUCAAGGGGGACUGAGUAACCAGUAUCAUAGCGCAUGGCAUCAUGUGCUCUUUCUCCUAGCUUCAUUGAUUAAAAUCAUCGGACCAAUUUGUGAAGCAGAACUAAUGGAAAUUUUGGUUAAGCUAAGAGAUCUUCGCGACUCCUACAAGUUCUCUUAUAAUUCAGAAAUUGAUUACGCAGUUGGGGCUGCAGUAAAAUCUUUAGGGCCUGAAAGAGUUUUGAUUGCCAUUCCAUUACAAGCUCCCACUGGUGAGGUGGACUUGAAAAGGAGUUGGAUAUUACCAGUCCUGAAAGAUUGCACUUGCAGCGCAAGGCUCGGAUAUUUCAUAAAUAAUUUAUUACCUUUAGCAGAAUCUUGCUGGCAAAAGUUUAAGCUUUUGAAAGAAAAAAACGACAGAAUUGCAGCCCAUAGCAAUGAAUUGCUGUGUUCACAAAUUUGGGCUUUAUUACCAAGUUUUUGUAACAAUCCGCCAGAUAUAAAAACUAAUUUUGCGAGAAUAGCAAAAAUCUUGGGUACAGCCAUAAGUGAGAGAAAAGACUUGAGAUUGUCAAUAUUGUCCUCAUUGCGAAAGUUGAUUCAGAAAUCAGUGGAUAAUGCAAAUGUGAAUGAUGUCAAUGAACUUGCAAAAUUCGCAAAGAAUUAUUUGCCCCUGUUGUUUAAUAUUUAUACCUACAAACCAACGGGCACUGACGAGGAAGGACAAAGACUUGCCUGUUUUGAAACAAUCAAGAUAUACUUGAAAAUCACACCUGCAGAGUUAAUUGGAGAGUUGUUUGAUAAAGCUGUGGAAAACUUGAGCCUAUCAGAUGCAACCGAAUUUUUCAAGGAAAGCAUAUUUGAUUUAGUAAGAGUAUUGUGUCAGUACACAGACAUUAGCCGAGUUCACGCGUUGUACAAUAAAUGUGUACCACUUCUCGAAAGUAAAGAACAAAAAGAGCAAAAAAAGGCUUACCGAUUUUUGGAAGAUAUUUGUGGAAGCAAAAGCUCAGUUUGUCAGCAAUUUGUAGUUGACAAUCGUAAGCUUAUACAAAAAGCUAUCAUCAAAGCUACAUCAGCAUUGCACAAACCGAGCAAGGGAGCUCGAAUCCGAUGUAUAACUUACCUAGUUGAGAAACAUCCCCAGUUGGAAAAGACGAAAUUCCUCAAGGCCAUUGUACCCGAGGCUGUCACUUGUCUCAAUGAAUUGAAUGAAAGAUGCAGAACAUCCUCGUACGCGCUACUAAAUACUAUUGCUGAAAAAUUUUUGAAUAACGAAGAGCACUUUAAAGAAUUCAUCGAUAUGUUGAUAAAUGGUCUCAAUGAAAGCUCGACUCACUGCAGCACUUCAUUACUAGCUCUUACUUCAAUUACCCACCAUUACAAUGGUGCUUUGGGAGUCGAAACUGUGCAAAAAAUAUUACAAUUCACUUGUGAUAUUUUAAAGAGAUCAAACCGAGAAACAACGUUGUCCGGGUUAUCAUUUAUUAAAGUAUAUCUUUCAGCAAUACCCACACCCUUAAUCGCCCCGAUGCUCGUGAACAUUGUCAAAGCACUGACAAGUAUGACGGAAGAUUGCAAACGACACUGGCGUCAAAAAGUUCGUGACAUAUUGAUUAAAUUAGUUAGGAAGUUUGGAGUAGAUGUGAUUGCCGAUAUGGUGCCUCCUAGUGAUUUGGUGAUGCACAAAAGACUGAAAAACAUUCGUAAAAUAGAAACAAGGAAGCAAACAUUGAAAGAGCAAAAGAUGAAUGGUCAAAAUGACGACGAGAGCCUCGAAGAAUUCAACGUUAAACGAAAGCAGAAGAGUUUGGAAGAAAUAUUAGCCGAUAGCGAUGAAGAGCUUUGCGACACUGAUGACGAAAAAUCUGUCAAAACGCAUAAGAAAAAACGAGAAAAGAAGACAUGGAUUCAAGAAUCCACUGACAAUAUUGUUGACUUUGCCGAUCCAGCAACUGCGAAAAAUAUUACGACUAUGAAACCUAAUAUCAGUUCUGGUUUCAAUACUACAACGAAGAGCAAAAGUUCCAGUUUCAAAACUGCCUCGGAUGGACGUUUGAUAAUAGCCGACGACAGCAACGACAGUAGUGAAGAUGAAGGGAAAAAAAAGAAAAAGAACAAGUUACCCUUUGAUCCAAGUGAUGGUCAAGAUUCCGCAAGCGAUCAUGAUGAUAAUGACUCCAAGACAAUCUUAUCUAUGAAAAAAGUAGAAAAAAAGCGAAAGUUAAGUGGUAGCACAGCUAGUGUUAUUUCAACCGCUAGAUCCACAGCGACAUCGAAAUAUCAAGCUGGCGGAUCUGGUAUUCACCGUCCCCUGAAGAAGGUCAAAAAAGUUCUAGAACCGGGUGAAGAGUACCGUUCCAAAAAAGGUUUUGGUGACGUCAAACGGAAAGGCAAACCCGAUCCCUAUGCGUAUAUUCCCUUGAAGAGAUCUGCAUUGAACCGACGAAACAAAGCGAAAGUCAAAAAAUCUUUUAAGAAUAUACUGUCUCACAAUAAAGAAUACAAGAAACUGAAAUCGAAUUCUAAAUACCAAAUGAAAUAA
This is a messenger RNA of Copidosoma floridanum, 3997 nucleotides long. RefSeq names its product RRP12-like protein. NCBI's taxonomy places the organism in Eukaryota, Metazoa, Arthropoda, Insecta, Hymenoptera, Encyrtidae. The record is from RefSeq and is a predicted model, not a curated record.